Arabis nemorensis is the source of this 798-nucleotide messenger RNA. Lineage: Eukaryota; Viridiplantae; Streptophyta; Magnoliopsida; Brassicales; Brassicaceae. The record is from the annotation of a GenBank genome assembly.
AUGAAUCUCCCGUCGUCAACGCCGACUCCGACUCCGACUCCGACUUCGGUAACGUCAACUUCUUCACCGUCUGAUAUGGCGACGAAUUCAACGGAGAGAUGCCAAGAUUGCGGAAGCCUAGACUCCUGGGUCAUACACACAACUCGACUCCGUGGGCAACUCCGCUUCUUCUGCACGCAUUGCCUCCUCAAAAACCAUCCGGCGUCGUUUUGUCCCUCUUGCUUCGUCUUCUACGAUUCUUCUCCGCCUCAUCCUUCUCGCCGAAUCACCUGCUCUAACGCUAAGUGCCAGUCCUUUACUCACAUACAAUGCGCAGGCGAAGCGAAUUCUCCUCCUUAUCUCUGUCCUCCUUGCCGGAACCCUGACUCUUUCUCCUUCUUCCGUCCGAUUGUCGGCCCCGACGGUGUUCGCUCCAUCGAUAAAUCUCUCUCCGAAGCGUUUUUCUGCGCCGCUAAAAUCGCUGCUUCUUCUAUGAACAAGGCUGUCUCCGCCGCGAGAUGCGAUGCUGAGAGGAGAUGCAGAGAAGCUGCAUUGGCGAAAAAGAGAGCUCGUGAGGCUCUUGAAGAUGUUGUUACGCUUGACUCGAAGGAGAAGACAAGGUCGGUUAUUCCUAAGCUUAAAGAAGCUUCCAUUGAGAUCUCUCGAGAUCAGAAACCAAAACUGAUUCACGCAUCGAAUGGCUCUGUGAAAGAGACGGAGAGCUCUGCUACAAUCAAGAACAAUGGUGGUUCUACAGAGAAACAGAGCACGAUAGUGCCAAUGGCUAAAGUUAAGCAAGAAGGUGAUGUUUCUAGAUGA